CAGUCGUCACCGUGUUGUUGCGGAAGUGCUGGUAAUUCUCUGCUUCUCUGACAGUUGCAUUCAUCCUUCAAAGCAGAUAUUCCUUACUGCUUUUAUGUUUGUAGCGCCAUCGUUUACGUGAAAAAACGACAGCAAUGGCUGCUCUGAAAUACGCAGGUAUGGACGAUACUGAUAGUGAGGAUGAAUUACCUCCCGGAUGGGAAGAGAGAUCUACGAAAGAUGGUUGGGUCUACUAUGCAAACCAUGAUGAGAUGAAGACACAGUGGGAACACCCCAAGACGGGGAAGAAAAAACGUUGUGCUGGAGACUUACCGUAUGGAUGGGAGCAAGAAACUGAUGAAAAAGGACAGAUCAUUUAUGUUGAUCACAUUAACAAGCGGACCACAUAUUUUGACCCGCGGCAGGCAUUUACAGUAGAGGAUGUAGUGGUGAAGCCAAAACGGUAUGAUGGAAAUACUGCUGCACUUGAGAUCCUGCAGGGUCGUGACCUCUCUGAUAAGGUUGUCCUCAUUACUGGAGGCAACUCUGGAAUUGGCUUUGAAACAGCCAGGUCUUUUGCUCUGCAUGGUGCCCAUGUGAUCCUGGCAUGUCGAAACCUGUCGCGGGCCAGCAAAGCAGUUAGUGCCAUCCAGCAGGAGUGGCACAAAGCAAGAGUAGAAGCCAUGAUGUGCGACCUGGCCUCUCUCCGAAGUGUCAGGGAGUUUGCUGAUUCUUUCAAGGCCACAAAACUGCCCCUGCACAUUCUGGUGUGCAAUGCAGCGGUGUGCACUCAGCCAUGGAGCUUGACGGAGGACGGGUUGGAGUCCACCUUCCAGAUCUGCCACCUAGGUCACUUCCUGCUUGUCCAGUGCCUUCAGGAUGUGCUGCGUCGAUCGGCCCCUGCCCGUGUUGUGGUGGUAUCCUCUGAGUCCCACAGGUUCACAGACCUGUUAGACUCGUGUGGCAAGGUGGACGCGGCCCUGCUGUCUCCUGCAAAGAAGGACUACUGGUCCAUGCUGGCUUACAAUCGGGCCAAGCUCUGUAACAUCCUCUUCAGUAACGAGCUCCAUCGUCGUCUCUCUCCUCACGGUGUCACCUCCAACGCAGUGCAUCCUGGGAACAUGAUGUACACCUCCAUUCACCGGAGCUGGUGGCUGAUGACCUUUCUUUUCACACUGGCCAGACCUUUCACCAAGUCUAUGCAACAAGGGGCAGCCACCACGGUGUACUGCGCCGUGGCUCCGGAGCUGGAGGGGUUAGGCGGCAUGUACUUCAACAACUGCUUCCGCUGCCUGCCGUCCAUCCAGGCUCAGGACCAGAGCAGCGCUGCCAGCCUGUGGGAGCUGAGCGAGCGGCUGGUUGCCGAGAGGUCUGCAGGCAUACAGGCCCUCUGA
Messenger RNA from Scatophagus argus, 1373 nucleotides. RefSeq names its product WW domain containing oxidoreductase (gene wwox). Gene Ontology annotation, molecular function: protein binding. The transcript is spliced from 9 exons. The record is from RefSeq and is a predicted model, not a curated record. Lineage: Eukaryota; Metazoa; Chordata; Actinopteri; Scatophagidae. The coding region runs from base 135 to 1373 and encodes 412 amino acids.